Molecule: messenger RNA, 494 nt
Organism: Acaromyces ingoldii
Lineage: Eukaryota; Fungi; Basidiomycota; Exobasidiomycetes; Exobasidiales; Cryptobasidiaceae
Exons: 2
Coding region: 119-355 (78 amino acids)
Biological process (GO): protein secretion
Source: RefSeq, a predicted model, not a curated record
UGUGCCUCGUCGGCAGCCGAUUAGAUCUCGGGGAAAAGGAUCAAGCAACACUGUUUUAGGCCACAUCGAGCUGCUUUGCCUCCACGAACGUCCAUAGCUCAUCGAUUUCGAGGAAAUAAUGGUCAAGUACCUUGUCGGCCGCCUCGCCGAUCCCGUGCUGGGCCUUGCGACUGGCGUAUUUGCCUACUAUCUCUGGGAGACGGACCCCCGAAAUGCGCCUGUCCGGCCGCAAGGAAGGACGCUGCUGGACCUGAGCCGUCGCUGGUGGAACGACGAGAGGCCGUCAAGGAUCCUCUACUCCGGUCCGAGCCCGUUUGGAGACAAAGUCGAGAGGGGUGAUCGCAGAGUGGUUUAAAAUCUAAAGGACGAGAUGUUACCCGUAUACGCACGCUACCACCAGACUGAAAGGGAGAACACGGAUCAUUUUCUGCUGCGCAAGUAGUCACGCAAAGCUGUGGAAUGAGUACAAAGUGUGAAAUCAGGUGACAGAGAGG